Messenger RNA from Nasonia vitripennis (jewel wasp), 3489 nucleotides. RefSeq names its product rab proteins geranylgeranyltransferase component A 1 (gene Rep). The transcript has 11 exons. Lineage: Eukaryota; Metazoa; Arthropoda; Insecta; Hymenoptera; Pteromalidae. Gene Ontology annotation, molecular function: GDP-dissociation inhibitor activity. The record is from RefSeq and is a predicted model, not a curated record. Gene Ontology annotation, cellular component: cytosol; cytoplasm; nucleus. The coding region runs from base 391 to 2184 and encodes 597 amino acids. Gene Ontology annotation, biological process: small GTPase-mediated signal transduction; intracellular protein transport; protein geranylgeranylation.
UCGCGAGUCUGCGCGUGGAGGAGUUAGGUGUUCGCGUUUUUCGUGAAAAAGCCUAGCCGACGGCGCCACCUUCCGCAAACUACCCAGUCCCCCACACGUACACCUAGUGACUGCGCGCGAGAGAGAGAGAGAGAGAGAGAGAGAGAGAAAGACUACGUAUAUAUUCGCGAUACUCGAUAGUAUAGUCGCGCGACGAUGAGGUGCUAGCUGCACACCCGUCGUCCAGUGAUCCCUUCCUUUUUUUUAUUACAUCGCCUCUAGCAAAGUCGCUCUAACGAGUAAUUCGACUCGCGAUCGCAGCUCUAUAACUGUUGCCGAGUAUAAGACUAGUGUCGGUGUGUCGCUUUUUCACGCAGCAGUGCGUCACGGAGCAACGCCGGAGCAGGAGCCAUGGAGGACGAUCUGCCGACCGAGUACGAUGUCAUCGUCGUCGGGACAGGAAUGACCGAGUCUAUUGUUGCUGCGGCAGCAAGUAGAAUCGGCAAGAGAGUUCUACACUUGGACAGCAAUGAGUACUAUGGAGGACUCUGGGCAACCUUCAAUUUCGAUGGGUUGCAAAAAUGGAUGGAAGACCUUAAGACGAGUAAGAACGACACUAGAGACUUCAAGCCAGACUUGGAGGAUGGUGAAAAGUUCUUGAAGGCGAGCAAUCAGUAUUCGACCGUUGAGAAUAUUGUUGAAGAGUGGUUCGUUUCCCAUGACGCAGACUUGCCUGCAGUUUCUACAAAAGAUACCCAAACUGAAGGCACAAGCGAUACCAGUGCUGAAGGGACUGAAAAAACCGAUGAGGAUAAAACUGACAAAAAGGAAACGAAACACUGGAGUAUAGAUCGUAUCAAGAAGGAAUACAGAAGAUUCAACAUUGAUUUGGCACCAAAACUGCUUUAUGCUCGAGGUGAACUAGUGGAGCUCUUGAUUUCGAGCAACAUUGCUCGUUAUGCAGAGUUCCGAGCAGUAUCUAGAGUUGCAACAUGCAUGGAUGGCAAACUUGUUCAAGUUCCUUGCUCUAGAGCUGACGUUUUCGCCAACAAAACUGUGGGUGUUAUUGAGAAGAGAAUGCUCAUGCAGUUACUCACAUCUUGUUUAGAACAAGGAGCUGACAGUCCAGAGUUUGAUGGAUACCGUGAUAAGACCUUUGUGGAAUAUUUGAACACCAAAAAUUUAACACCAAUUGUUAAACACUAUGUGAUGCAAGCUAUAGCCAUGGCUACCGAUAAAACGUCUUGUAGAGACGGCGUUAAUCGUACAAAGCAUUUCCUUAACAGUCUUGGCCGUUACGGAAACACACCUUUCUUGUGGCCUAUGUAUGGUAGCGGAGAAUUACCGCAAUGUUUCUGCAGAUUAUGCGCUGUUUUUGGUGGAGUAUAUUGCUUGAAACGUCAUCUGGAUGGCGUCGUGGUUAAUGGUGAAAAAUGUAAAGCUAUUUUGACUGGAAAACAAAGGCUAUCUCUUGAACAUCUUGUUGUUGGGCAAGGUCACCUGCCUCCAGAAAUCGUUGCUUCGACUGGUGAAAACCAAAUAUCUCGUGGUAUUUUUAUUACUGAUAGAUCAAUCAUGCAGGGAGAAAAAGAAAAUUUGACACUUUUAUACUAUCCACCAGAAGAAGCGGGUCAAGAAGCUGUAACGAUUAUUGAACUAGGACCGCUUACGAACGCUUGUCCACAAGGACUUUUUAUGGUUCACAUGACAUGUAAACGUACGAAAACAGCUCAAGAAGAUCUGGCCUAUGUUGUCAAGAGAUUCUUACGCGCUAAGACUCUGGAAAGUAACGUUUCCCGUACUCCGACGGAUUCCCAUACACAGACUGUUGCUCCCGAUCAGCAGCAAGCUCAAGAGGGUAGUCGAGGAGAUAAAGAUGUAACUGCCGAAAACCCGAUGCCUCAAGUAUUAUGGUCCUUGUACCUUAAUUUACCAGCCAGUGAUAUUAAACUUAAUGAAUCUGCUCCAAGCAAUAUUCAUCUUUGUUCUGGUCCUGAUCUAGAUUUAGAUUUUGAUUUUGCUGUCAACCAGGCAAAAGAAAUUUUCAAAGCUAUGUACCCGAGCGAGGACUUUUUGCCACGAGCUCCCGAUCCAGAGGAAAUCGUCUUGGAAGGAGAAGAAGCACCAGGACCGAAAUUCGAAGGAGACAAUACAUCGGGUGAAAACGAAAAACAAGACGACGAAAAAGCAGAAAAGGAAGGAUAAAAUACGCAUGAAUUGUGUACUUGCUUAAUCUCAAUGAUCGCGAUGUCUUAAAGAAUUUUAGCUUUGAGAAUCAUUGAAAUAAGUCAAUCAAUUCCAUUUUAUUGUGAUUUUCUUUUGACUACUUUUAAUUUUUGCGCAAACUUUGGAUGAUUAUGAGAUUAAGGAAUAGCACUGUAAGAAAUGUUUAUUGCUAUAUAUGAUCUAAGAAAGGCCUGCAUUUCAGUAUCUUCUAACAUAGAUAUUAUCAAUCACUUAAUAUUACGCGCAUUACAAAUGUGAGCCUCGAACGCAGAAACGCAGCGAAUUGGAAUCAUUCUACAGUUCAUAUCUUUGAAUAUGUUUUUUUCUUACUUGCACUUACAAAAAUGGAUUCUACACGAAUUUGUAGUGCUAUCAUUGUAAUCAUGUGCUUUUUCACAUUAUUUCGCCGAAGAAAAUAUUUUCAAUUGUAAGCUAUUUGUCGUAAAUCUAAACUAAUAAUCUCAUCUUGUAUUCUUCGUCUUAUACAAAUAGCUUGCUACUAUCCUACUACUAAGAACGACAAAUGUAUAUCUUUAUCAUUACAAAGAGUGAUCAGCGACUGUGCUAUAAGCAUCCUUACAAUAAGUCUUUUGGCUGACGACUGUUCGUACAUUUUUGUCAACAAUUAUUAAAAGAAUGCUCGCUUUUUGGGUAUAUGUAUAAUUUAUACAUUAACAAUCCCAUUGAUUUUAUUUGUACCCUGUGCACUUUGUCAAGUCUGCACAAUAUUGUAACAAUCAAAAGCAGUUUGCUUUUCCCUGAUUGGAAAAUCUUGUUCGAGAUUUCAUGAAAUAACUAUACUGAAAAAGAACAAAGGCUGAUAAACUAUAACUUGUAAAUCCUUAAAAAGUUUGCAUUUUCACAAAACAUUUAAUAAUAAAAAUUCUAUCGAAUUGUCUAUAUUUUCUGAUCAGGGCAACGACAACGCUUAUGACGUUGUGAUUGCUGCAAAAACUUUUUAAGGCUGUGAGAAAGUAGACUUUCUUAAAUUCAUCACUCUUAUGUAAUAAGAUCGAUGAACCGAAACGCCACGUUAAACUAAUUUUCAGCAAGACACUGAUCACUCAACUCUCUACUUUUGAUUUAAGAAAAUUCCAAAGAUAUUCAGAGUACACGAAUCGUCGUGAGAAAUAAAAUGCUUCUGUAAUUCACGAUGAAUAAUAGCAAAAUUCAUUUAGUGACUUCAAUAAAGCAUUUUCCUAUUUCGUUGGUCUGAGACGUACUUUAAUUUGCUGUGAUUUUUUUUUUUAAUACAAAAUACAAAUAUGCAAUUUGCUUAAAUGA